Cuscuta epithymum is the source of this 3464-nucleotide messenger RNA. The record is from the annotation of a GenBank genome assembly. Lineage: Eukaryota; Viridiplantae; Streptophyta; Magnoliopsida; Solanales; Convolvulaceae.
CGACAGAUGGGCAUCAUUAAUACAAUAACAGUGCCUUAACGUUUUAAGAGUGUUUUCUUAUCUGAAAAAAGAGUAGAGAAAACAUUCCCCUCCAAGAAAGAAAGUAGUGCUUAGAACUUAGGAGAAGGACUAAGUUCAGGUUGUUUUCUUGCUCUUUCAGAGCAGUCAUCUAUUGGUUUAUAUUAUCAUUGAAGUGGCAUGUCCAUUUGUUAAUCAAUGAUCACAAGAAUCCCUCUGUUUUUGUCCCACGUGUUUAUCCAAUUCUUGGUUACAGCAGCUUUGACAAAUUCAGAUCAUUAUGUAGCUAUAAAGUCCCUCAAAGAUGGGUGGGAGAAGGUACCACCCAGUUGGAAUGGAGCAGACCCUUGUGGUGAUCACUGGGAUGGAAUUGGUUGCAUAGGCUCAAAUGUUGUUUCAUUAACUUUAGCAAGUUUGAAUCUGAGGGGCCAGAUUUCUGGAGACAUUGAGGGGCUAUCAGAGUUGCAAAUUCUGGAUCUAUCAUACAAUGCAGGUCUGACCGGACCCCUUCCUCAAACAAUUGGUAACUUAAAGAAGCUCUCUAAUUUAAUCCUUGUUGGUUGUGGGUUUUCUGGACAAAUUCCUGACACGAUCGGAUCUUUGAGCAACCUGAAAUAUCUAUCCCUGAAUUCAAACAAGUUUAUUGGCUCAAUACCACCUUCCUUGGGUAAACUUUCGGAACUCUAUUGGCUGGAUUUGGCUGACAAUAAGCUCACUGGACGUAUACCAGUCUCUAAUGGGAGCACACCUGGCCUUGAUAUGCUUGUGGAAACAAAACACUUUCAUUUCGGGAAGAACCAAUUGUCUGGUCCUAUUCCAGCUCAGCUCUUCAGCUCAAAGAUGAAACUGAUACAUUUGUUGCUCGAGCGAAAUCAGCUUACAGGAAGCAUCCCUGAAACAUUGGGACAUGUUCAGUCUUUGGAAGUUGUUCGUCUGGACAGGAACUUGCUGAGUGGAUCUGUCCCAUCAAACCUUAACAAUCUCACUUCCAUCAAUAAUCUGUACCUGUCAAACAAUAACUUAAAUGGUCCCUUUCCCAACCUCAAUGGCAUGAAUUUCCUCGACUAUGUAGACAUGAGCAAUAACACAUUUGAUCCAACAGAUUUCCCAUCAUGGCUCUCUACUUUGACAUCUCUCACAACACUAGUAUUGGAGAAUACAAGACUGCAAGGACCUAUCCCAGCUUCACUUUUUAGCCUUGAUCAGUUGCAGAAUGUCAUCUUGAGGAACAACAAACUUAAUGGCACACUGAGUAUUAGCUCCCACUACAGCAGCCAGCUAGGAUUAGUUGAUUUACAAACUAAUUUUAUAGAUUCAUUUACAGAAAAACAAGGGUAUAAAUUUCAGAUCAGCCUCACUGACAAUCCAAUAUGUCAUGAAGAAGAAGGAGAAGACCUCAAUAGUUAUUGUGGUCUUCCAAAACAGUAUAGUUCCUCCUAUUCAACUGCAGCAAGUUGCUCACCUACUACACAGUGUGGCUUAGAACAAGUACCAAGUCCUACUACUUGUGCUUGUGUUUACCCUUAUUCCGGCAAUCUAAUUUUCAGAGCUCCUUUCUUCUCCAGCUUGGAAAGACGUAUAUUUCUUAGCCUGGAAGAGUCUAUGAUGCAUUCGUUCCAAUCUCAUCAGCUUCCAGUGGAUUCAGUCUCCUUGAGUAAUCCGACCAAAGAUUUGGAUGAUUAUCUGGUAUUGCACCUGCAAAUCUUUCCAUUAGGUCAAAAUCAUUUCAACCGGACAGGAGUAUCUAAAAUUGGAUUUGUUCUCAGCAAUCAAACAUUCAAGCCACCUAAAUCAUUUGGACCGUAUUUCUAUGCUGCCGAUGUUUAUAGAUUCUUUGAUGGUUUGGAGUCUACAAGAUCAGGCAAGUCUUCAAAUACAGUCAUUAUAAUUGGAGCAGCUGUUGGUGGUUCGGUCCUUCUGAUACUAUCACUUUUAGUUGGAGUUUAUGCUUUCCACCAAAAAAGAAGAGCUCAAGAAGCUGAUAAAAAGAAUGAUCCCUUUGCGUCGUGGGAUGCAUCCAAAAGCAGCGGUGGCGUUCCACAGGUACAAGGAGCAAAGGUUUUCUCAUAUGAUGAGGUUGCAAAGUGCACAAAAAACUUUUCAGAAACCAAUAAUAUUGGAUCUGGUGGUUAUGGGAAGGUAUACAGAGGAACUCUUCAUAAUGGACAACUGGUUGCGAUAAAAAGAUCUCAGAAAGGAUCAAUGCAGGGCAGUCCCGAGUUCAAAUCUGAGAUAGAGCUUCUCUCAAGGGUUCAUCACAAGAAUGUUGUUGCUCUAGUCGGGUUCUGUUUUGAUCAAGGGGAACAUAUAUUAAUCUAUGAAUUUAUUCCAAAUGGCACACUGAAGGAAAGUCUGUCUGGGAAAUCUGGUAUCAGGCUAGAUUGGAUGAGGAGACUGCGGAUAGCCCUUGGAGCUGCGAGAGGGCUACAAUAUCUGCAUGACCUUGUUAACCCUCCAAUCAUCCACCGUGACAUAAAAACCAAUAAUAUUUUGCUUGAUGAACGCUUGAAUGCUAAAGUGGCUGAUUUUGGUCUCUCCAAGUCUAUGGGCGAGCUCGAGGGGGGUCAUGUCACCACUCAAGUUAAAGGAACAAUGGGCUACUUGGAUCCUGAAUAUUAUAUGACAAAUCAGUUGACCGAGAAGAGCGAUGUUUAUAGUUUUGGGGUGGUGAUGCUAGAGAUUGUAACGGCCAGGCCUCCUAUAGAGAAAGGGAAGUACAUUGUGCGGGAAGUGAAACAAUCAAUGGUUGCGGCUAAAGAAACACACGAUCUUCUUCUUGGAGUUCUCGACCCGACCAUUUGUUCAAGUGUAACACCUGCAAGCCUGGACAAGUUUGUUGAACUUUCCUUUAAGUGUCUCGAAGACACUGCAUCAAUAAGGCCAACGAUGCGAGAGGUGGUAAAGGAGAUUGAGAAUAUCAUGGUAAUGGUUGGGCUAAAUCCUCAUGCUGAGUCUGCUUCAACUUCAGGGAGCUAUUCAGGAGCAAGCAAAGGCUCCAGUCAUCCUUACAGUGAUGAAAGUCUGUCUGUCUACUCGGUUGUGACUUCAAAGUAAGAUAAGCAGCAGCUUGGGUAUUUAACCAUUUUGUUUUCACAUGGCUUGAUACUCUUUGACAGCCUUAUGAUAUUUGUAUGUGCGAUUAGAGAUGAUGUAGAAAGAUAUUGUUGUGAAAAAUGAGUUCAGUUUGCAAUCAUUUUGGGGAUGGAAUCAAGUGUAUAGGCAAGAUGUGGCACACUCUCGGCCUCUCGGGUGCAACUUUCAAUAUGGGCAUUUUGUAAAUCUUUUUAUAAUUUCUUAUUUUGCAUUUAAAGAGUGCUCAUUUAGUUGUGUUCAUAUUUUAUUUGUUCUGCUCAUGUUUUGUUUUAUUCAACGCUCAUUUAAGUACAAAAAUAUACUCCAUUUGUAUAUUACUCGUAUGAAAUAUGAGUACUCAUGGGAUGUACAUA